AAAACCGGAGGCUGAUUGGCUCUCGCGGCCAAGACUCCCAGCAGAAAUCCCAGUUCGAAGGGUCCUCGGGUCUCAGAUAGGAGGCCACGUUCCUCUGCCGAGGAUCCGGGAGCCCUCCAUCCUGAAACGCUGCCCAAGCGGGGAAGGGGUGUGGGGGGGAGGGCAAUAAAUAAAAAGGUGGACACACCUUCCCGCCAAGGCCGCGGAUCCCGCUCCAAACCCACACCUCCCGGGCUGGAUUCUUAAAGGGCCCGCGGACCUGGGGGCGGAGCCAGCCGGGCGCCGAGCCGGGGCCGUGCCUUGGGCGAAAGGGCUGGAGCGGGCUAGGCUGCGCCCGGGAUGGCUGCGGAGGCCGGUGCGAGUUCCUGAGCUGGUGCCAGGCAGGUGACAUUUCCUGUGGCCCCCCAGCAUGCGGGCAGGACUGGGUCCCACCGUCACACUGGCCCUGUUGCUUGCAGUGGCACGGGCCAUGGAGCUCAAGCCCACCGCACAACCCAUCUUUACGGGCCGACCCUUUGUGGUAGCGUGGGAUGUGCCCACACAGGAUUGCGCCCCACGACACAAAGUGCCACUGGACCUUAGGGCCUUCGAUGUAGAGGCCUCACCUAAUCAGGGCUUUGUCAACCAAAACAUCACCAUCUUCUACUACAACCGCCUAGGCCUAUAUCCACACUUCGAUGCAGCUGGAAUGUCUGUGCAUGGUGGCGUGCCUCAGAACGGCAGUCUCUGGAUGCACCUGGAGAGGCUAAAGAAACCUGUGGAGUACUACAUUCGCACCCUGGAGCCAGCGGGCCUGGCAGUCAUCGACUGGGAGCAUUGGCGGCCUGUGUGGGUACGCAACUGGCAGGACAAGGAUGUAUAUCGCCAGUCUUCACGUCAGCUGGUGGCCAGCCACCACCCAGACUGGCCGUCAGACCGAAUAGUCAAACAGGCACAAUAUGAAUUUGAGUUUGCUGCUCGACAGUUCAUGCUAGAAACACUACGCCGUGUCAAGGCGGUCAGACCUCGGCACCUCUGGGGUUUCUACCUCUUUCCCGACUGCUAUAAUCACGAUUAUGUACAGAACUGGGAUAGCUACACGGGCCGCUGCCCUGAUGUCGAGGUGGCCCGCAACGACCAGCUGGCCUGGCUGUGGGCUGAGAGUACGGCCCUCUUUCCCUCUGUCUACCUGGAUGAAACGCUGGCUUCCUCUACCCACGGUCGCAACUUUGUCAGUUUCCGUGUUCAGGAGGCCCUUCGUGUGGCUCACACCCAUCAUGCCAACCAUGCACUCCCAGUCUAUGUUUUUACACGGCCCACGUACACCCGCAAGCUCACGGGGCUUAGUGAGAUGGACCUUAUCUCUACCAUUGGUGAAAGUGCAGCCCUGGGAGCAGCAGGUGUCAUCCUCUGGGGUGACUCAGAAUACACCUCAAGUAUGGAGACUUGCCAGUACCUCAAGAAUUAUCUGACGCAGCUGCUGGUCCCCUACGUGGUCAAUGUGUCCUCGGCUGCUCAGUACUGCAGUAGGUCCCAGUGCCAUGGCCACGGGCGCUGCGUGCGCCGCAACCCCAACUCCAAUGCCUUCCUGCACCUCAGUGCCAACAGCUUCCGCCUGGUGCCUCGCCGCACACCUGAUGAACCCCAGCUGCAGCCUGAGGGGGAGCUCAGCCGCGCCGACCUCAACUAUCUGCAGACGCACUUUCAUUGCCAGUGCUACUUAGGUUGGGGUGGCGAGCAAUGCCAGUGGGACAAUAGACAAGCGGCUGGAGGUGCCAAUGGGGCCUGGGUUGAAUUCCACCUCAUCAGCCUGCUGGCUUUGGCAACUGUGGCCCUUAAUUGGACUUUGUAGGGGGUCUCCUACUUGACCAUUGAGCUAGUUGGCCUCUGCCUGGGCACACAGAAGCCUAUAGGGGGUAAACAACUGAGUCUGGAGGGGACAGAGCCCACAGGAUGUCUAAAGCAUCCAUACCAGCUGUCACCCCCACCCCCGUUCUAAGGGGGGAGAGGAAGUUCCUUAGAGCCCCCUCUGUCCCUGCCAGAGAGGAAGGAAGAUAUAGCUGGGCUGGGGAAGCAGGCUUAACCCUACUCCCCUGCCCCUAGAUAGUUUAUUAUUAUUAUUUUGGGGUCUGUUUUGUAAAUUAAAUAUAAAACACCUG
Messenger RNA from Jaculus jaculus (lesser Egyptian jerboa), 2138 nucleotides. It is a transcript of the gene Hyal2, whose product is annotated as hyaluronidase 2. Gene Ontology annotation, molecular function: hyalurononglucosaminidase activity; hyaluronoglucuronidase activity. Gene Ontology annotation, biological process: carbohydrate metabolic process; hyaluronan catabolic process. The record is from RefSeq and is a predicted model, not a curated record. NCBI's taxonomy places the organism in Eukaryota, Metazoa, Chordata, Mammalia, Rodentia, Dipodidae. The transcript is spliced from 4 exons. Bases 410 to 1831 code for a protein of 473 amino acids.